CUACUACUCCAUUUUGAAUUUCCUCCUCCAUUUUCUAGAACCCUCUACUCUCUCCCUUAAACCCUUUCAACUGAGAGCCUAAAAGAGGGGCUUUCACUCUUCAUUCCUCACUUAUCUUCAUUCAAAAUCCCUCCUUUCUCUCUCUUCAAUGGCACCUGUUCUUAGCAGAACUAUGGCUUCUGCAUCUUUAGCUUCACUUCCUUCUGCUUCUUCUUUCACCCUCAAAAAUACCCACAACAAAGUUUUGAAUUUGAGCAGUAGUUUUUUCCCGCAUAAUAAAUUACCCAGGAAUUGCCCAAAGUUUAGCAUUGAGAAGAAGUUUCAGAGAAAACCCAAUAAAUUGUCUGUUCGUUGUGAUGCUGCUGUUGCUGAACAAGAGGCUCCUGAGGCUGAGGGUGAGAAGUUUGAGUACCAGGCUGAGGUGAGUAGGUUGCUGGAUUUGAUUGUUCACAGUUUAUACAGUCACAAGGAAGUGUUUCUCCGAGAACUUGUUAGUAACGCAAGUGAUGCAUUGGACAAGCUAAGAUUUUCAAGUGUGACCGAUCCCUCUCUACUUGGGGAAGCAGGAGAGCUUGAAAUUCGGAUCAAACCUGAUCCAGAUAAUGGGACCAUCACAAUUAGGGAUACUGGUAUUGGAAUGACAAAAGAGGAGCUUGUUGAUUGUUUGGGUACUAUUGCACAGAGUGGCACUUCCAAGUUCUUAAAAGCAUUGAAGGAAAACCAAGACCUUGGUGCAGACAAUGGUUUAAUUGGACAAUUUGGUGUUGGAUUUUAUUCUGCCUUUCUGGUUGCAGACAGGGUUGUUGUGUCUACAAAGAGCCCAAGGUCUGACAAGCAGUAUAUCUGGGAAGCAGCAGCUGACAGUAGCUCAUAUGUAAUCAGGGAAGAAACUGACCCUGAAAAGAUCCUGAAGCGUGGAACAGAAAUCACGCUGUACCUAAGGCCUGAUGACAAGUACGAAUUCUCAGAUCCUGCCAGAAUUCAGAAUUUGGUGAAGAACUACUCACAAUUUGUUUCUUUUCCCAUCUACACAUGGCAAGAAAAAUCAAAAACUGUGGAGGUGGAGGAAGAAGAAGAACCAAAAGAGGGAGAAGAGAAACCAGAGGAUGGAAAGAAGAAAACAAAGACUGUCACUGAAAAAUAUUGGGACUGGGAGUUGACCAAUGAGACUAAGCCCAUAUGGAUGCGAAGUGCUAAAGAAGUCCCAAAAGACGAGUACUAUGAAUUCUACAAGAAGACUUUCAAUGAAUUCUUGGACCCACUUACAUAUACUCACUUCACGACAGAGGGAGAAGUGGAGUUUCGGAGUGUUCUCUUUAUCCCUGGGAUGGCACCUAUGAAUAACGAAGAUGUUAUAAGUCCUAAGACAAAGAACAUACGGCUGUAUGUAAAACGUGUCUUCAUUUCAGAUGAUUUCGAUGGUGAACUGUUCCCUCGAUAUUUGAGUUUUGUGAAGGGUGUGGUGGAUUCUAAUGAUCUUCCUCUAAAUGUGUCUCGAGAAAUUCUUCAAGAAAGCAGAAUUGUAAGAAUCAUGAGAAAAAGAUUAGUAAGAAAGACAUUUGACAUGGUGCAAGAGUUAUCAGAGAGUGAAAAUAAAGAGGACUACAAAAAAUUUUGGGAGAACUUUGGUAAGUUUCUAAAAUUGGGUUGUAUCGAGGACACUGGAAACCACAAACGGCUUACACCUCUUUUGCGGUUCUACUCAUCAAAAAGCGAGGAAGACUUGAUAAGCUUAGAUGAUUAUGUUGAAAACAUGGGUGAGAACCAAAAUGCUAUCUACUACUUGGCAACAGACAGCCUUAAAAGUGCAAAGAGUGCUCCGUUCUUGGAGAAGUUGAUGCAAAAGGAAAUUGAGGUUCUGUUCUUGAUUGAGCCUAUAGAUGAGGUUGCCAUCCAGAACUUGCAAACAUAUAAAGAGAAAAAGUUUGUUGAUAUCAGCAAGGAAGACCUGGAACUUGGUGAUGAGGACGAAGUAAAGGAACGGGAGACUAAACAAGAGUUUAAUCUUCUGUGUGAUUGGAUGAAGCAACAACUUGGUGAUAAGGUUGCAAAGGUCCAAGUAUCAAAACGUCUUGCCUCAUCUCCUUGUGUGCUUGUUUCUGGAAAGUUUGGGUGGUCAGCGAACAUGGAAAGGUUGAUGAAAGCUCAAACUCUUGGAGACACCUCAAGCUUGGAGUUCAUGAGGGGCCGGAGAAUAUUAGAGAUCAAUCCUGAUCACCCCAUUGUUAAAGACCUUUAUGCUGCCUGCAAGAAUGCACCGGACAGCAAUGAUGCCAUAAGAGCUGUUGAUCUCCUAUAUGAAACAGCCCUUGUAUCCAGUGGAUUCACGCCUGACAGCCCUUCAGACUUAGGAAACAAGAUCUAUGAGAUGAUGACAAUGGCCCUUGGAGGGAGAUGGGGAAGAUUAGAUGAAAGUGCAGAAGGCUCAUCGGAAGACAAUUCAUCAGAAAGUGGUGCGACAGCUGAAGAAGCUACAGAUGGCCAAGUGGUUGAACCCUCUGAAGUCAUUACAGAGAAUGACCCAUGGCAAGAUUGAUGAUUGUAGUUAUUGUUUGGUAGAUUGAACAUUUUUGGCUCAGAUAUUUUACUCAUUUUGUGGGGAGAUAUCGUCCAUGGAAUUGUAUGGAAGAGGGAAGGGAUAGCUAGACAUGGCAGAGUACGGUGCAUUUUCGCCUACUUUUUGAGGGAGUCGAUUAUACUAGUACUUUUCUUGGUCAGAAGAUUUCUAGGAUAGAGCUAAUAUUUAGAAAAUCUUAUUUUAUUAUUAUUUUAGGUGCUUAUAUGAUUGUCAAAAAAAGCCUAAUGUGUGUUUGCAAAAAUGCAUUGAGCAUCCGGAAAUAAAAUUAUGCAUAUUUUAAAGAACAUGGGCGAAAAAAAGAAUAUUAUAGACAUUUUUUUAAGAA
Molecule: messenger RNA, 2903 nt
Organism: Chenopodium quinoa (quinoa)
Lineage: Eukaryota; Viridiplantae; Streptophyta; Magnoliopsida; Caryophyllales; Amaranthaceae
Product: heat shock protein 90-5, chloroplastic-like
Exons: 19
Coding region: 149-2536 (795 amino acids)
Biological process (GO): cellular response to heat; protein folding; protein stabilization
Cellular component (GO): protein-containing complex; plasma membrane; perinuclear region of cytoplasm
Molecular function (GO): ATP-dependent protein folding chaperone; ATP hydrolysis activity; ATP binding
Source: RefSeq, a predicted model, not a curated record